CUAGUAUUAGAAGCAAAACAUGAAACUUUCCCUCAGAAGUAGGCCACAAUUAGCAACUUUUGGGUGUUCAAAUGUCUAAAUUUCCUGUAAAUUAUUUGGAGCUAUCACAAAAACAUUGAACUGAUUUUUGCGCAAUUCAAACAAAAUUAUUAAAAUUGUUAUUAAUAUUUUGUAAGAAAUUUAAGGGGUAGUGCCUAUUGGAUAGGCGGACUCUUAAAUACGAUAAUGCUCGUUCGCGCACCUGGCAACAUUGGCCCAAUAAGUUGGAUUGGAUUAAAACGUAGUGAUUACUGAUUAUAUGCUCUUUGGAUUGGAUAACCUAAAUUCUUGCUCCGAAGUUCUGAACCCCGAUUCAAAUUUAUUUUGUUUAGGCUUGAAUUUAAUUAAAGCCCUCUCAAGCAAGAAUUAUGUCUUCUAGGCUUUCACAUAUUUUACAUUUAAUAGCAGCCAGCAAAAACCUAAAAAUGUCAAGAAUACACUAAAAUGCUAAGUAUGUACUUACGAAUAACAUUUUAUAAACAAUAACCUACUAAGGUUUUGAUUCUUGAAGAUCAAUAGAUUACUUAGAUAGCUUAUUAAGGUGCAAUGGACGCCCUAAAUUGUAACACGGAGUGAUAAGGAGUGGAGAGAGCAGAGCUGCCAGUGUCCACAGACUCUCAGAAGCUUAAGAUCUUUUGUGGACGGUGCGUCGAGUGAUUUCAAAAUUAACCAAUGGUGCUGUUAUGAGCUGCCAUAUGGGUUUGCAGUAAACAUUAAUUUGUUUUUUACAUAAAUAUGGUAAUAACUAGAUGUGCUGUUGUGAAUUGUCCAAACACAAGCAAGAAUAGCGACUGCAAAUUCUACAGAUUUCCAACAGUAUGGUGGAAAAAAGAACAACGAAAUAAAUGGAUAACUGCCAUAAGAAGAACAAAUCCCGAUGGAUCCACAUGGCACCCGAAACCGCAUGACAGAAUUUGCAGUGCUCACUUUGUUGGUGGCAGAAAGGCUGAGGAGCAAGCCAGUCCCAGUUAUGUUCCAAGGAUAUUUCCCCCCGUGUACAAAUCGAGACAGAUUGAUGAACAUGUGGCAAUAUUGAGGUUUCAACUUUAUAUGGAUCGAAGAAACAAAGAAAUAGAAGCAGUUUACCCUAAUAGUACAAAUCUGGAAAAGGUGGUUAUAGUUCAAGAGGAGACAGUGGUAAAGAAGGAACCCUGUAAGGAGAAUGACUCAUGUGCUACCAAAGGCCUAGCCGGUGUUUAUGCUACCAACAAGAUGAAAGAGAAACUAGAGCUGCAUGAGGAGUUUCUAGUAAAGGAGGAGUCCAUGGAAGGGGACGACUUGUUCGCUACAAAAGACCAGGCCAGUCUUCAUACUGACUGCAAGAUGAAAAAUGAAUGGGUAUUACAAGAGGAGCCUCUGAGAAAAGUGGAGCCUACUGAGGAAUACGUUUGGUCUGCUAACCUGGUCGACGAUUAUACUAAACACGUGGUGAAGAAGGAACCAGGGUUGUAUGAGGAGUUACUAGUAAAGGAGCCCCGUGAGGAGGACGAGAGCAUUACUGACGACUUGGCCACUCUUUUUACCGAUCAAAAGGUGAAGGAGGAGCUGGAGCUGGUGCGCUUGCGGAGGCCCGGUGCACCUCUUGGCUCGGGUAUGGUUACAUUGGAACUGGAAGUAGAGAAAAAGGAAGUAUUUGUGAAAGAGGAGCCCCCAUGUGAAGAUUUAGUCAGUGAAGAUGCUAGCAGCCUGUAUGAUGUUCAUGUGGCCAAAGAUGAGGAUGUGGAUGGAACUAAUCUCAACAGCUGUGGGUAUCAGUUGGCCACCACAUCCGCUGACGGACCAACGAGUAGGCAACGGACACUGUCCUAUAGAAAAUACUCCAAAGAAAAAAUACACCUGCAAAACAUGUGACCAAGAAUUCGACGAAUACGAUAAACUAACAAUUCAUAACUAAGCCACAUAGGAUACAACCCAUACACCUGUGACAUCUGUAACAAGGAUUUUGUGUUAUUAACUCACUUGGAGACGCACAAACAAUUUCACACAGGACAGAGGCCGUAUACUUGCGAAUGCGGAAAAGCAUUUACUACACCGACCAAUUUGAGAAAACAUGAAGUAAUUCACAAGACUGGAAAGCCGUAUCCUUGUGAAAUAUGUAGAAAACAGUUUCUGCUACCGGACGGUUUAAUUUGUAAAAAGAAUUUUAUGAAUCAUUCCAGUUUGAAAGCACAUACACUGGUUCACAGUGCAAAGAAAACGUACACGUGCGAAAUAUGUGACAAGACAUUUGUUAAUUUGCCUUAUUUUAAGAAACACGAACUAAGCCAUAGAGAGUAGAUACACUCGUGUGAUAUAUGUGGCGAUAUAUAUACUGCAAUGGAUAGUUUAAAGACGCACAAGAAAGCUCAUACCGAAGAAAGACCGUUUUUGUGUGAAAUAUGCAAAAAGUUUUAAAAACGAGGAUUACUUUUAACGCCAUAAACGAAUACACGUGGGAGAAAAGCCGUAUGCCUGUAAUACUUGUGAAAAGAAAUUUACUUAACCUACUCAUUUGAGAGAUCAUAAAAGGAGCCAUAAAACUCCGAGGAAUUGUUCGGAUUAAUCCCUACCGCUUCUCUUCGCCAUCACCCUACGCGACAACAUUUCCAUCCUCACCACUUAGAUGGUUGGCAGUCCUCAACUGUGCGUUUCUCCAGGAACUUUCUGCCUCGCACAGCUAAACUGUGGAAUGAACUGUUGCCUGCGGUAUUUCCGGACCAAUACGACCUUCAAACCUUCAAGAAAAGAGCGUACUCCCAUCUUAAAGGCCGGCAACACACUUACACCCUUCUGGUGUUGCAGGUGUCCAUGGGCGGCGGUAAUCGCUUACCAUCAGGUGAUCCGUCUGCUCGUUUGCGUCCUGUAUCAUAAAAAAAAUACGGAAAAAAAAUCAUUUAAAAAAACAUUCCACACUAAAGAACAGUUGACGCGGACUACUCAUUAUAUGCGGCCACACGAUGUACUUAAACCCUUAGCGCGUCUACCAUUUAUCAACUUUCAAAUUCCGAUGAUCCUGAUAUUUCAUGAAACAGAAAACUAAGCCGGGCUAGUUUUCUGUUUCAUGAAAUAUCAGAUAAUCGUAAUAAUACAAGAGAUAAAAGUAAUUUGCGCUACGACGAUGAAACACUAUGUCUUUCUCUUACUCUUCCAUAUUAGUGCGGUAGAAAAAGAGACAGCGUAAGUGGGUCACAAUUUUUUUCGUUGUCUUGUGUUUGUCCCCAAAAAAUGAGACGGAGUGGAGCUUUUUGUAUGAGAUGAUUUUUUUUUGCUCUAAAAAAAUCUUUACCUAAAUACUGUGCCCACUCCAAUCGCUCACGCUUACAUUAUAUAUGUUUUUCUCUGUAUUUCUUCGUCUACAGUGUUUUGUGAUAUAUUUUUCUACUCUACUGAACUGUCUGUACUAUCUUUUUUGUUUGAACUAUAAUAAUAAUCUGAAAUAAAUGUCAUAUAUGAUAUAUGUAAAUUAAAAUAAUGUUAAUUUAAUUUGUGUUUCAUAGUAUUUAAUUAUAAUAAAUUAUAUGUAUAAAUUAAA
Molecule: messenger RNA, 3550 nt
Organism: Cydia pomonella (codling moth)
Lineage: Eukaryota; Metazoa; Arthropoda; Insecta; Lepidoptera; Tortricidae
Exons: 5
Coding region: 775-1890 (371 amino acids)
Molecular function (GO): sequence-specific DNA binding
Source: RefSeq, a predicted model, not a curated record